UCCACUGCAAUAGGUCUUGUGCCUCUACUUUAUAACUGGCUUUAUUAUCAAAGCUUGCAGUUACAGCGACUGGAUUGCUCCGGACUGUGAUUUUACAAUGGUUCCUGCAGCCUUUCCCACCUCUCUUCCUCUGUGUGUGUGUCUGCUACUGGCCUCUGGCUUGGUCCAGGCAGACAGGCUGCUGGUGGUGCCCAUGGAUGGGAGCCACUGGUUUGACAUGCAGAUGGUUGUGGAGAAACUCAUUCACAGAGGGCAUGAGGUUGUGGUAGUCAUCCCAGAAGUGAGUUGGCGGAUGGAGAAAUCCCUGAAUUGUACAGUGAAGACUUACUCGGUUUCUCACACUAUGGAGGAUCUGGACAGAGCGUUCAAUUAUUUUGCUUACACUCAAUGGAAAACUCCUGAGCAAAGUAUACGUUCUUUCAUGACAGGCUCAGCCAGAGGUUUCUUUGAACUAAUGUUUUCACACUGUAGGGAUUUGUUUAACGACAAGAAGUUAGUGGAGUACUUGAAGAAGAGAGCUUUUGAUGCAGUGUUUCUGGAUCCUUUCGAUGUGUGUGGAUUAAUUGUUGCCAAAUAUUUCUCGCUCCCAUCAGUGAUCUUUGCAAGAUAUUCAUUUUGCUACUAUCUUGAAGAGGGUGCCCAGUGCCCAAGUCUUCCUUCUUAUGUUCCUAGACUUUUCUCAAAAUACACAGACACCAUGACUUUCAAGGAGAGAUUGUGGAACCAUUAUAUGUACAUUGAAGACUAUAUAUUUUGCCCCUAUUUUUACAAAACUGCUGUAGAAAUUGCCUCUGAAGUUCUGCAGACCCCAGUGACUAUGACAGACCUCUUUAACCCAGUGUCUAUUUGGUUGUUACGCACUGACUUUGUGUUGGAGUUCCCCAGACCUGUGAUGCCCAACAUGGUCUUUGUUGGUGGGAUGAACUGCCUCCAGGGGAAGCCACUUUCCAAGCAUACCUUUCCAUGGCAUAGACACCAGAGUAUGGGUGUGAAGGCACCAGCUCCAGCUCUCCAUGUUCAGAAGAUCAUGCAACAAUAUUGGGUACGGAACACCUCAUCUAUUCUUCCUAUGGUCACCUGGCAUAUUUCCCACUGGGGACAUCUGGAAGCCUGUGUAAUGGUGAGAAUUACAUAUAAUAAUACAGAUGUUUGUGUGCUUGUUCUGUGCUGGCCCAGUGUAACUCCUCCCAAUACCUGUGGCUGUUCCUUGGUGUCCAUGUGCUUGAGGAUUCAGCUUCCUUUUCUGCUCUUUCUCAAGUACUCAAUUCCUCCUCCUCUCCUUCCUUCUUCAUCUCUCCACUCCUCCUCCUCCUUCUGAUAAACCUAUGUAGUC
Molecule: messenger RNA, 1333 nt
Organism: Mus caroli (Ryukyu mouse)
Lineage: Eukaryota; Metazoa; Chordata; Mammalia; Rodentia; Muridae
Product: UDP-glucuronosyltransferase 1A9-like
Molecular function (GO): UDP-glycosyltransferase activity
Source: RefSeq, a predicted model, not a curated record